CCGGGAGGGCCGGGAUGGCGCUGCCCACCCCGCGCUACGAGCACCUGGGCCCGCGGGGGCCCUUUCGGGACGUGUACGAGCCGGCCGAGGACACCUUCCUGCUGCUCGAUGCGCUGGAGCGGGACGCGGGCAGCCUGCGGGAGGCUCGAGUUGAGAUCUGCCUUGAAAUAGGAUCAGGAUCUGGUGUGGUUUCAACAUUUCUGGCUUCUUCCAUCCUUGGACCCAGUGCACUGUACAUAUGCACAGAUAUCAACCCCAUGGCAGCUUACUGUACCCAGGAGACAGCUCUGCUUAACAAUGUUCACCUGCAGCCCAUCAUUACUGACUUGGUCAAAGGAUUAUCCCCAAGAUUAAAUGGGAAGGUUGAUCUACUGCUGUUUAACCCACCAUAUGUGGUAACACCUUCUGAAGAGGUGAAAAGCCAUGGAAUAGAGGCAUCCUGGGCUGGGGGCAAACAGGGCAGAGAAGUAAUGGAUAGAGUUUUCCCAUUAGUACCAGACCUGCUUUCACCAGGAGGAUUAUUCUACUUGGUCACAAUUAAAGAAAAUAAUCCAGAUGAAAUUCUGGAAACAAUGAAGCAAAGUGGCUUAAAAGGCACACAAAUACUUUCCAGGCAAGCGGGACAAGAGAUGCUGACAAUCCUCAGAUUCAGGAAGUCUUGAUAACUUCUCUUCACCUGCCAGGUAGUAGGCAUGAAGAAAAUUGAACACAGAGUUGUGAGUUGGUAACACGGCAGUGAAUGCAGUCUGCUCUGUUAAUGACAGGAACUUACUCAUGCAAGCAAAACAUCAAGAAAGAAAUUAACCCAAAAAAUGAACUAGGGAACAAAAUAUCAAUAGGUUUGUAAUGAUCCAAUAUCCUCUGACAUAACCAAUGCCACACACCAGAGAGUCUCACAAGCCAUGCACAUGUAUCACUUUUGUUGUCUUCAGUUGUCCUUGGUCAGAACCAGCAUCAUUUUACACCAUCAACAUUCACAACAAACUGCAAGUUUACAAGCAGCAUGAUUAAGAUAUCCUUCUUUUGGCUUAAAAAGUUCUUUCCUCUCCCAGGAUCAGCGUUUAUCAGCAUGGAUCACUUUGGCCAUGAUUAAAGACCGGAGUCUUCCAUGUCCCUCUGACCUCAAGAGAAGAAGAGCGAGCCUUGUUAAAAUACACAGAUGCUCAGAGUUCACCACUGAAGCAUUUGGAGGAAGUUUGGAUCAGUGCACAGAUGGAAAUACAGUGGCACUUUAUACAAUGCAAAAUGUGAAGGCACAGUUAGGAGUUGUUUCACUUGUUCUCACAUACCUAUCGAAUAUUUUGCUGCUGUACUACUCAGGGUACUGAACUUCUCAUCUCUUCCAACAUAUGAAGAUGUUCCAGCAGCAGAUAAAGAGGAUUCUUCAGUCCCUUGUAAUGAGCACAACAGUUCUGCAACUCAUUUAAUGAAAUUAUUUUAUUAAUUAAAUUAAUUUAAUUAAACACCUUCCCCGAGCUUCAGAGAAGGCUUCUCAAGGAAUGAUGGAAGAUUUUAUAUUAGUAAUUGUAGUUGUUUAUAUUCCCAUUGGGUUAUUUUUUGAGGAAUGCAAUUUUGCAAAUAGAAAUUGAAUUUUAGUCAUUUUCCCCUUUUUUCCCCCAUUUUAAAGAAACACUAAUGUAGUUUUUCUGGUGAAGGCUGGAGGGUUUUCUGGGGCUCUCAUUGUUUUUUCUGUGGAUAGCUUUGCAACAUACAAAGCUUAAAUAAGUUGGCUUCAACUCUCAGCUUACUUUUGACCAAAAUAAAAGCCAAACAAGUUCAGAAGGGGUAAUAAGGAAGUGCAUUUAAAAAAAGAAUAUUUCCAUUAUGGUUCUGUAGAGACUGACUUGCAAGACUUUUGUUUGUGUAAUGCUCCUAUAAACAUUAUAUUGAUAUUUGUAGUAAUUUGUUUCAUUUUAGCAGUGCUUUAACACAAGAGGAUACUGGGCACAGUGUAGUCCUCACAUCAGUCCAAAUUAGCAGAGCCUCUUACUCAAAAACCGGCCAUUCAGAGUUGAAAGUGGGAUGAUAAUUAGAUGUGGUUAAGCUAAAUAAUUGCAGAUAUACUGUGAAAUUAGGGAAAUUUUGACUGCAGACUGGACCUAGAACUUGUAGGAUUUCCAGAUUUCAAGCUCAGGAUUGAAUGCUACCAGAACCUUUGGCCAUGGUUCAGAAGUACUUUGUCCUCAGGUGCUGGAGUUACUGAAUUAAGUAACCUAGCUGGUUACUGAAUAUUUCUCAGUUAUUAUCAUUAUCAUCCUCUUCAAUUAAAUUAGGAGGCUCUGCUGUGGUAAUAAAAUAAGACCCAUUAUCUGCAGGGUGCACUGGGCACUGCUUUGGUUUCUGUUCUCCACCUGUAAUGCUUAAUAGCUACAGACAGCUUUAAUUAUGAGGCCAGAUCUUAUUGUGAACUUGAUAAUUGCUCUGAGCCAGCAUUACCUGAAGAAUGUACACUAAUACCCUUUUUAUCAACAUGACUGGAGAAACCUUAAUUGUCUGGGCAUUGGAAAGAGAAGGUGAUCCUGAGGGUUUAAAAAACAUCUCCCCUUCUCUGGCUCCUGGCUCCCCUCACAGGGCAAUGAACGAAGCUGCAGGCUUUUUUUUGGUUUUUUGAAAGAUGCUUCUGGAAGUGAGGUUUUGAUUUUACAAGAAGCAAGAUAGCAGAAAGGAGGGAUGCAAAGCAGGAUUUUAAACUUGUUCAGUGUUUCUGCAUGACUAAUUCAACAUCAAUCAGUUAAGAAGUUUAAAAAAUUCACUAUUUACACAACCAUCUGCACUGUAAGGGAUGAUUGUUUCUGCUGCUUGUUCUCAGCAUCUUCAUAAGGACAAGUAAUUUGGAUUUUGUGUAUUCCUUUCUCAGCAUGUCUUUAAGAUUUAUUUUUUCCCCUAAAUAUUUUUAAGACAUUGAAGCACUUAGCUGAACCUUCCCAAAAACUUCUGCCUGUGCAAAAUUCCUUCAUAAAGUUAGAACCAAAUUGAAAGCAAAUGGAAAUUUUGUAUAUAGCAAUUGUCACCUCUGCUUAUGAUGGAAAUGCUUACCAAAUGCUACUAGAUGCUUACCAAAUGCUUACUAAAUUACCAGGAUUUUUUUUUCCCAGGGUCGUGUUUUGGAAAAAAAUAAUGGAACAACUUUCUGAAAUGUUAUGUUUGGAUUUCUUUCUUCUAUCAAAAAUUUUGUGUUUGGAUGGAGUGUGUGAUGAUCAGGAGAAUCCUACUUAUGUUUGUGAAGAACUGAAAAAGCCUGACAAAAAUUCCAAUCCAGCCUAAAUGGAAAAUAUUUAUGGAAGAAAACUCCUUGAGUGUAACUGCACACACAGCAGGGCUCCACUUGAGCCAAAACACUCCUACCACAAAUUGCAUUUUUGUGCACUGAAGACACUUGGUGGCUGCAUCCAAAGCCAGCUCCGAGAGAUAAAUUGGUUAUUCAGGGAAGUUUUUCUCUUGUUGAGACUUAAUUACCAUCUUAAGGCAUUUUAUUUUUAUGAUAUCAUUUAGAUACAGGUGACAUCUAAAUGGUAAUUUAGAAUUUUUAAUUUUGUUUUUUUAACUCAGUCCAUGGAUUUGAGACACUGCAAGAGACUAGUUUCACUUUAAAAGAAUGUUUCAGGGGAUAGUAAAUGCUAAAUAAAUAUAAAAUAAGUGUUUGUCAAAGUAAGGAAUGAGAGUCCCAAUCCUAAAGUGUAUCAUUAGGAAGGAGAGGUACCAGAAAAAGAUGUCACCAGAUGGGCACUGAUUUGCACUCUUGGUAGUAGCUUCAUAAUGUCUUUGCUGAAUCCUAACAGACAUGAGGUAUUUACAAAAUCCCAUUCAGUGCAAUUGAAUUCAAAGAACUGAUUCAAUUUAAACACCACUAGCACAGUUCUCUGUGUUGGAUAGGAUUAUUUUGGAGGAAGAGGUUUCAAAAGUACGGGGUGAAAUUUGAGCACUGAGGAUUGCUAUAAACAGAAACUUUCUUUACCUGUUUCAGUCCCGUUUGUCAUGCCUGUUGCUACUUUACUGAAUGUAAGUGAAAAGAAAACCCCAGCCAUAAUCUGUGCAAUGUUCUUUCUGUCCCACCUCCAUUUUUCUUCUGACAAGACCAAUGUUCUAUUUUGAGGCUGCAAUUUUCUGUUGUUUGCAGGAAACCACAGAGUGAGACACAGCGUUCUGAGAGUGGGCUCCAGGAAGUCUGCUGAAGAUUACCUUUUAACACUGUGUGAAGGAGGUUUUAGUGCCUUAAAGGAACAGCAGUGUUGCAGUGUCCCAUCAGCUCCUUGCCUGUCCCUGGUGAUCACAGAGCUCAGGAUUUGCUGCUGCACUUGCCAAGGUGGCCCUUGCAGCUUUAGUCCUGUUAAAGGAAGAAUCAGCUCCUUCAUUUUGAUUCAAGUCCUUCACGACGAGAGAUUCUUUGCAUCUCCCCACUUUUCCCUCAGCAAUUUCAGUUUCAGGAGAUGAGCUGAGCCUUGUUAAACCAAAGCACACAUCUUGAGCCAGGUUCUGAACUGUAGGCUGAGCUUGGGUGCUCUCACAAGGGGGCUCAGUUCAUUCAGUCCAGAGCUGGUUAAAGCUCCACUUGGGAGUUUGUUGUCUGUAAAACAUUUCCCUAAGUGCAAUCAUGGGUAGCUGUUGAAUUUGUCUUGAGGUAAUGACAGGUUUCAGAAAUAAAGGGAGGGAGAAAGCAAUUUAAAGCUAAUUAUAGAAGAAUUAAGGUGAAGUGUCAAUUACUGCAGUGAAAUUCUGAAUUUGAGCUAUUUUGUACACUGGAGGACAGAUUAAAAAACCACUUGAGGUAAACCAAUAUACAAACCCCUCCUAAGAAUGUCUAAAGUCCCUAAAUGCUUUUCUUCCACAAUAUCUUCAAGUGAGCUGCAGUAGCCUUCUGUAUUCCAGCUCUCAUCCUGCACUUUCUGCUUCUACUCGAGAUGUGCUUUUGGAUAUGACCACCACCACACGAGCCACAAAAUUCCAGACCCCUUGUAAAAAAAGUGGUGGUAUGAGACAAAAAAAACAAAAAAAAAACAACAAGCCAGAACUUCCACAGACUAUCUCUCCUCCAGCCUAUGCAAAUAACAAAUGUCAAACCUAAUUAUCAAUAUCACUGUGGCCUGAAAGUUGUGUGCACUUGAUCCUACUGCAUCCUAGAUAUGGACCAAACGGCCUUCAUUCAGUUAAAAAGGUAAAAUGUCACCAUCAGAAUUCAGCAUGGCCUAAUUACUAAACUUUAAAUAUUUGCUUCACCUGGUUCUGCUCCAGCUUCCACAGAAAUCCUGACUGAUACAUUGAUUUUGCAAGUGUGCACGUGCUGUUUCAUAUAUUAAUUCUCCGCACAAGAAGAUUUUACGAAGGGUAUGUUUAUUUGUAUUCUGGUUUUCCAUUUCACAACAAGAAGCACUUGAUCUUAAUGUGCUGUGACCUGGAAAUGACUGAAAAUGAGAAGAUAAUUGUUCAUAAAUUCAUCAGUCAAGAGGUUGCCUGAAUUUAUCAUUGAUACAUCCUGAGAUGUCAAGACAGGUCAGAAUUCUGGAAAUGUGUAAACAAUCAAACCCACACUUGAUUAUAAUUUUUGAUGGGUUGAUGUUAUUUGCUCAAUUUUCAUGAAGUCCCUAAGGGAGAGGAUCAAACUGACCUUUUUGGUUUCUUCCACAUUUCAGAAACCCUUCCUGAAUAGAUCUGAGGCCUUGGAUAGCUGCAAGGUCCUGUACCUACAAAGCGUUUACUGCAGUGUCAAAACGCCCAACAAUCAUUCCACCUGGUAUUCACUUGGAGCAGAAGGCAUCAGUAGGGAAUUUCUGUCACUAUGAAGAAAAUCAGGAAUUGACAGGAAACAGAGGUUUUGUAUAACCAGUCCUGAAACAGACUUCAGUGUCAUUGCAUAGAUCCCCAACUGCUUCAAUAUCUGAUGUUACCUUAAGUUA
Pseudopodoces humilis (Tibetan ground-tit) is the source of this 5891-nucleotide messenger RNA. The record is from RefSeq and is a predicted model, not a curated record. Lineage: Eukaryota; Metazoa; Chordata; Aves; Passeriformes; Paridae.